CGGAUGGAAAUAGUCAAACGAAGAUAAAUUCGACGAGUGGUUUGUCGCAGACAAACGGGAAGCGAAAGUCAGCCGACGGUAGAAUUCGCCGUCGGAUUUCCGGCUGUUCAAUCGACUUCAGAAUGCGGCGGCAUGCGUCGUAGCAGCGCGCGGCCAGGGAAAUGCUGAAGGAAGUUGGCUGCGGGAGCGCUACACCCCCGCCUGGGGACGGCGGCGGGGCGAACAAUCGGCAGGUCGGCGCGAACGAGGGCGGGAACGGCGGCAACGCCGGCGGAGGUGGUGUCAGCGUCGCCGAGGGUGCCCUCGGCUGCGGCGGCUGCGGAAGGGAAAUCGCCGAGCGCUGGUAUCUGAAGGCGGCCGAUCGCGUAUGGCAUUGCGGCUGCCUGCGCUGCUGCCGCUGCCGGGUCCCCCUGGCCGCCGAGCUCACCUGCUUCGCCAGAGACGGCAACAUCUACUGCAAGGAGGAUUACUGUAGGUUAUUCGCGGUGUCCCGAUGCUCACGGUGUCGCGCCGGUAUCUCCGCUUCGGAAUUGGUGAUGCGCGCUCGCGAGCUGGUAUAUCAUGUGGCGUGUUUCACUUGCGCCUCCUGCGGCACCCCGCUGAACAAAGGCGACCAUUUCGGGCAGCGGGAUGGACUGGUAUAUUGUAGACCUCACUACGAGUUGCUGUGCUGUGCCGGGGAUUACGGAGGUGCUGCUGGUAGCAUCGAGGACCUCGGUUCACCGGGAGUGUCGCCGCUGCCGGCCUACUACGAGCAGAACCCGAUAGCCUCUUCCGGCACGGUGCAAAAGGGUCGGCCUAGGAAGCGGAAGCUGUCGGAAGUCACCGGCUCCGAGCUUCCUGUCACGAUGAGGCUGGCCGCUGGAGCGCUCGAAUUGCUGCACCCCACGGAAUUGUCCUCGUCGAUGGAGUCGCUGGCUGCAUACGACGCGUCCGUAGGCUCGCCGGGUCCGGUGCAUCAGAGUCAGCGGACGAAACGCAUGCGUACCAGCUUCAAGCAUCAUCAGUUGCGAACCAUGAAAACUUACUUUGCGUUAAAUCAAAACCCGGAUGCCAAGGACCUCAAGCAACUCGCGCAGAAGACCGGCCUAUCGAAAAGGGUGCUGCAGGUAUGGUUUCAAAACGCGCGCGCGAAAUGGCGACGAAAUCACAUGCGACAAGAGAGCAGCAACGCUGGCAGCAACGUCGGCUGUUCAGGAACGCCGGUCUCCUCCAGCACCGGCAAUUCCCCGAACGUCGGCCCGGCCGCCAGCAUCCUCGGCGACAGCAACAGCAUGCCCUCGACCUCCAUGGAGGAGCUACACGCUCUUCAUCAUCUGCACUCUGGUGUCUCUUCUCAGGUCUCCUUCUCGGACCUCUAUAGACGACGGCUGGAGAUGGAGGAGGAUGCUUACAGCAGCCUCUCUAGCCAUCUUGGAUGAGGGAUUAUUACGCUUUCUCGAGAAUCAAUUCCGAGGAACUCGGCAAGCCGAUGACAAAACCAUCAUCGUCGUUUCUAAGAAGAAUCACUGAUAAACAUUCGCGUUAGCUAUUGGUGACUUAUCAUGGCAACGGUCGCCACGUUUGAGUCUGGGCUGUGUGCCGAAACGUCCAGAGUGAUUCUUAUCGUGGUGGGUUUCAAGAUAGUUGCUUCAAUUCCACAGCAGCCUACAUUGUUGAAUUCCACGCAAAGUAACAUUGUACGAUUGGUUCCUUCAGAAUUCGAAAUUCGGCGUCAUUUUGUAGACGGAAUAAAUAACUCGAGGACGUUAAAAAAAUGACGUUGAAUUUUACAAAGGAAGUGACUCAUUGAGGGAUCCUCACGGAGAGGUGGUCUAGUCAGAUAGAGUUUAGCGGGUAACGAUUUCGAAGGACGAUUAUGUUAAUAAGUAAUCAGUGAUAAUAAUCAUAGUUCCAUGCACAUCCGAAUUACCAAAGAUUACCAGACGAGGAUAGUAAGAAUGUAAUCUAGAUAUAUAUACAAAGAGGGUGUACGAUUAGUGAUUAUGUCGAUAAUUAUCGGUAAUUAUCGAUCAACUCGGGGCCUCGAAUACCGAUCAAUGUACGGGGUGUUCCAAUGAAGAUGUCAGCAACAAAUACGUGUGCUCCUCAAGGAACUCGAGAAAAAAGUUUUAGUAUAGAUUUCAUUCGCUGUAAAAAGGUUUAUAAAGAUUUGAUAAAUUAUUUUAAUUUCGUCGAAUAUUUCAC
Molecule: messenger RNA, 2187 nt
Organism: Dinoponera quadriceps
Lineage: Eukaryota; Metazoa; Arthropoda; Insecta; Hymenoptera; Formicidae
Product: LIM/homeobox protein Lhx9-like
Exons: 6
Coding region: 162-1421 (419 amino acids)
Biological process (GO): neuron differentiation; regulation of transcription by RNA polymerase II
Cellular component (GO): nucleus
Molecular function (GO): RNA polymerase II transcription regulatory region sequence-specific DNA binding; DNA-binding transcription factor activity, RNA polymerase II-specific
Source: RefSeq, a predicted model, not a curated record